Messenger RNA from Emys orbicularis (European pond turtle), 2088 nucleotides. RefSeq names its product zinc finger BED-type containing 1 (gene ZBED1). The record is from RefSeq and is a predicted model, not a curated record. Gene Ontology annotation, cellular component: nucleus. NCBI's taxonomy places the organism in Eukaryota, Metazoa, Chordata, Testudines, Emydidae. The transcript has a single exon. Gene Ontology annotation, molecular function: DNA binding; protein dimerization activity. Bases 1 to 2088 code for a protein of 695 amino acids. Gene Ontology annotation, biological process: regulation of transcription by RNA polymerase II.
AUGGAGAAUAAAAGCUUAGAAGGCUCGCCAUCAGAUCUAAAGUUAGUGGCUCAUCCAAGAGCAAAGAGUAAAGUAUGGAAGUACUUUGGGUUUGAUACUAAUGCAGAAGGAUGCAUAUUACAGUGGAAGAAAAUCUAUUGCCGCAUCUGCAUGGCCCAAAUUGCCUAUUCAGGAAACACGUCCAACCUUUCAUACCACCUUGAGAAAAAUCAUCCUGAUGAGUUCUGUGAAUUUGUGAAAAGUAACACUGAGCAAAUGAGGGAAGCGUUUGCUACUGCAUUUUCAAAACUGAAGCCAGAAUCAUCACAGCAGGUUGUUCAAGACACUUUAAUUAUGAAGACCAGCCACAAUUAUGAAAACAAAAAGCAUCAAGAAUUGACUUCUGCUGUGAUUAGCCUAAUUUGUGAGGGCAUGUAUCCUUCCUCUAUUGUUGAUGAACCCACAUUCAAGGCACUUUUGAGAACAGCUGAUCCUAGAUAUGAACUUCCUAGCAGGAAAUAUUUCUGCACAAAAGCAAUUCCUGAAAAAUACAAUGCUAUUAGAGAAAUUGUGUUAAAAGAACUUACUGAAAUUCUAUGGUGUGGCAUAUCCACUGACAUGUGGAGAAGUGAAAACCAGAAUAGAUCGUAUGUAACACUUGCAGUUCAUUUUCUGAACAGUAGCCCUUCUAACUGUCUGGCUGUUAACUCCCGGUGUUUAAAAACGUUUGAAGUGCCAGAGGAAAAUACUGCAGAAACUAUUACACGAGUCCUUUAUGAAAUCUUUAUUGAAUGGGGGAUCAAUACAAAAGUCUUUGGUGCUACAACAGAUUAUGGUAAAGACAUUGUGAAAGCUUGCUCUCUCCUAGAUAUUCCAGUACAAAUGCCUUGUUUGGGGCAGACUUUUAAUGCAGGAAUACAACAAGCUUUUCAGCUUCCAAAACUGUGCAGCCUUCUUGCCAGGUGCCGAAAACUGGUGGAAUAUUUUCAGCAGUCCACGGUCGCAAUGUACAUGUUAAGUGAGAAGCAGAAGCAACAAAAUAUUCUGCACUGUAUGCUUGUAAGUGAUCGUGUUUCCUGGUGGGGAAGCACACUUGCCAUGUUGCAACGUCUUAAAGAACAGCAGUUUGUAAUUGCAGCAGUUCUUGUGGAGGACAGCAAUAACCACCAUCUGAUGCUGGAAGCCAGCGAAUGGAAUACAAUUGAAGGCCUGGUGGACCUACUUCAGCCCUUUAAACAGGUUGCUGAGAUGAUGUCUGCUUCAAAAUAUCCAACAAUAAGCAUGGUGAAACCCCUCCUCCACAUGCUUCUAAAUACCACAUUGAACAUCAAAGAGAAUGAUUUGAAAGAAAUUAGCAUGGCCAAGGAAGUGAUAGCCAAAGAGUUAUCAACAACAUACCAGCAUACACCUGAGAUAGACAUGUUUCUCAAUGUUGCAACUUUUCUGGACCCUAGGUACAAAAAACUACCUUUCCUUUCAGCAUUUGAACGGCAACAGGUAGAAAACAGAGUGGUGGAGGAAGCAAAAAGCCUUUUGGAAAAAGUAAAAGAAAACACUUUCAGGCCUGAAGAAAAGUUCUUUACAGUGUCAGAAGAGCCACCUGUGAAAAAAAUAAUUAUCUCCUCUACCCCUCCCCCUACCAGCGCAAUCAAUAAUAUGCUUGCGGAAAUCUUUUGCCAGACAGGAGGGGUGGAAGACCAAGAGGAAUGGCAUGCUCAGAUUGUUGAGGAAUUGAGCAACUUUAAGUCACAAAAGGUUCUUGGUCUAAAUGAAGACCCACUUAAGUGGUGGUCUGACAGACUAGCAUUAUUUCCUGUUUUACCAAAGGUACUUCAGAAAUAUUGGUGUAUUCUUGCCACAAGAGUCUUCCCUGAACGCCUUUUUGGUUCCUCUGCUAAUGUUGUAAGUGCUAAGAGAAACCGGUUAGCCCCAGCUCAUGUUGAUGAGCAGAUCUUUUUGUAUGAAAACACUCGCAAUGUGUCUGAAGCAGAACCUGAAGAUGAGGAUGAAGGCGAGUGGUGCUUGGAACAGGAACAGAUUUUUAAUUUAAAUGACACAGUAAAUGUAAGCAGCAAUUUCUUUAAUAUCCGAGACAGUGGGUUCAUUUAA